Messenger RNA from Saimiri boliviensis boliviensis (Bolivian squirrel monkey), 3865 nucleotides. It is a transcript of the gene PCMTD2, whose product is annotated as protein-L-isoaspartate (D-aspartate) O-methyltransferase domain containing 2. NCBI's taxonomy places the organism in Eukaryota, Metazoa, Chordata, Mammalia, Primates, Cebidae. Gene Ontology annotation, biological process: protein modification process. Gene Ontology annotation, molecular function: protein-L-isoaspartate (D-aspartate) O-methyltransferase activity. Gene Ontology annotation, cellular component: cytoplasm. The record is from RefSeq and is a predicted model, not a curated record.
AGGCGCAGAGGCGGCGGCGGAUGUUGACGGCGGCCGAGGUCGGAGCGGCGCACCCGGGGCGCGGACGCAGCAGGGACGCGCCCGAGGAGCUGCAGGUCGCAGCCCGGGCGGUCCGAGCCCGCCGGCCGGCCGAGCCUGGAGUAUUGCCUAAGUGUCAUCUUGAACAUGGGCGGUGCUGUGAGUGCCGGUGAAGACAAUGAUGAGCUGAUAGAUAAUUUGAAAGAAGCGCAGUAUAUCCGGACUGAACUGGUAGAGCAGGCUUUCCGAGCUAUCGAUCGUGCCGACUAUUAUCUUGAAGAAUUUAAAGAAAAUGCUUAUAAAGACUUGGCAUGGAAGCAUGGAAACAUUCACCUCUCAGCCCCGUGCAUCUACUCGGAGGUGAUGGAAGCCCUGGAUCUGCAGCCUGGACUCUCAUUUCUGAACCUGGGCAGUGGUACUGGGUACCUCAGCUCCAUGGUGGGCCUCAUUCUGGGUCCUUUUGGUGUGAACCAUGGGGUGGAACUUCAUUCAGAUGUGAUAGAGUAUGCAAAGCAGAAACUGGACUUCUUCAUCAGAACAAGUGAUAGUUUUGACAAGUUUGACUUCUGUGAACCCUCCUUUGUUAUUGGGAAUUGCCUGGAGAUUUCUCCGGAUUGUUCUCAGUAUGAUCGUGUAUACUGUGGGGCUGGUGUGCAGAAAGAGCAUGAAGAGUACAUGAAGAAUCUUCUCAAAGUGGGAGGGAUCCUUGUCAUGCCGCUGGAAGAGAAGUUGACUAAGAUAACACGCACCGGUCCUUCAGCUUGGGAAACCAAGAAGAUUCUCGCGGUUUCUUUUGCUCCUCUGAUCCAGCCCUGCCAUUCAGAGUCAGGAAAAGCAAGAUUUGUCCAGUUGCCACCAGUGGCAGUUCGCAGCCUCCAGGACUUGGCUCGCAUCGCCAUCCGGGGCACCAUUAAGAAGAUUAUUCAUCAGGAAAGUGUCAGCAAAAAUGGAAACGGACUAAAGAACACCCCCAGGUUUAAGCGAAGGAGAGUUCGCCGCCGUCGAAUGGAAACGAUUGUCUUUUUGGACAAAGAAGUCUUUGCCAGUCGUAUCUCCAACCCCUCAGAUGACAACAGCUGUGAAGACUUGGAAGAGGAACGGAGGGAAGAAGAAGAGAAGACCCUGCCUGAAACAAAGCCAGACCCCCCAGUGAACUUUCUACGCCAGAAGGUCCUGAGCCUCCCUCUGCCAGAUCCCCUGAAAUACUACCUGCUUUAUUACAGAGAAAAAUAAGUCUCCUGUUUGAAAGGGGGAAAUGAGGAAGAGCAGAUUGCUGAGUUUGAAGUACCUGGAAGCAAAUGUUGUGGGGAAGGGAACUGCUGGACUUAUCCAUGUCAUGGUUUUUUUCUAGUUCCUGACUGACCUCUAAAAUUUUAUUUAUAUGAUUUCUUUGCAUAAUUCAGCAAGACCUACAUUGCAUAGAAGACUGCUUUCCCAAAUUGGAGAGGACCUUCAUAGAGAAAAAGAGAAGGGUGUUUUGUUUUCAGCUGUGAUGAAACCCUAAAGUGUGCGUAAGAGAGACUGAUGACCAUUUCUGAUACAACAUGCAUGUUACUCACGAUAAAUGAAAACCGAAGUGGAAACUUAACUUGUGUUGCUUAUAAAGUAUGAAAGCACAAGCUUAUAAAUGUAUACAAUCUUUUGCGGGUGUGACACACCUGUGUCCAAGUUUGAAUUUUUAUGAUACGUGCCACUUAAUUACUGGCACAGAGUAUCACUGAACUUGUUAGUUUGCUAGUGGGGACACAUUAUUGAGAAGCCCUCCCUUAUUUUAAGUAAGUUAAUUAAAUCUUAUGCGAGUUGUCAGGUGUAAUUUUUCAAAGGAAAAAUUUUGAUGGGGUGGAGGAAUGAACAGCCAGGUAAUCUUUCUGGAAUUCCAGGAGAAUUCCAAAGAGGUUUUUUGUAUCUUUUUUUUUUUUGACACCUUCUUUUGAUAUCUUUAAAAGAACCACUGUCAAGUAAUCCUUAAAAGAAUAUCCUGGAAAAUGAAGGAAGUUUUUUCCUGCGUGUGAGCAGUAAGCAAAGUGACAUCUGCCCUGACCGCAGGGAUGAUUCGUGUGAGCAGUAAGCAAAGUGACGUCUGCCCUGACCGCAGGGAUGAUUCGUGUGAGCAGUAAGCAAAGUGACAUCUGCCCUGACCGCAGGGAUGAUUCUUUACCCAGCUUCAGGUGUUGACACCCCCCAUCCUCUGAACAAGUAGAAAGCAUUAGGAGUGCAGGAAGUAGAUUCGGGACUGUAUUAUGGACAGCCUAUGCUUUUUGACUUCAGUUUGCUAUUUUUCUGUGAUCACAUUAGAGUACUGAUUCAUAGAUUCUAUCUUUUAUAAAUCUGGAGAGAAAGAUUUGUUAGUUUUGUAAUUUUUCAUAAGAACAAAUGUAUGUAUUUUAGCAGCUGUGUUGCAUGGGAACGGUGUAACUCACACUAACUUGUGAGGUCGGCUGUCUCUGGGCCUUGUGUGUGGAGAGCUCUGUCUUACUAAGUGGUAGGGCUCAAAGUACAGCGGCCCUUUUGGUAGGCAUGUGGCAGGAUGAUCAGAGUUACAUCGCUUAUUCCAAAACAUUGGUUCUUUUUAAAACAUUUUUUUUUUUUUUACCCAAAGAAAAGAGUAGUAUAAAUUAUUAACAGUAAACAUAAAAUCAGAGUGUUGAUGUAGGAUUAAAUAUCCAGAUUUUAUUUUUACUCUGAAUCCUCAGCUUCUUGGGAGUCUCUGUGGUUUUGUCAGCUUAGCUGAGCUCUGGUUAUUUUGGGUCUUUUUUGCAUUUGUAAGUAACUGAGUCAUUUUUACUACACAAUACAGUUUGCAUGUAUAGCUGGGAAAACGUGUAUUGCUCUAGACAGGCCAACUUUAGCCAUUUUAAAGAAAGUUAGUUCAUAGUUGUUGCCUUUUAACUCAUAGUCAAGCUUCAUUCUUUCAGAGAGAGAUGUGUGAUUUACAUUUACUUGCUAAUACUUUGUAGUUUUGAGAUCCUUGUGGGCAUUAUUUUAACUAAUAUGUAGACACUUAGAUGGAAAUUUUUGGACAUAAUAUUAAAUGAGUGUUAUCUGUAAAAUUUGUUAGGUGGCUUGACUAAUUUUGUAUAUGGACUGCAUUUUUUAAAAACCGCAUUUGCCUUUAUGCUAGAUUAUAAAUUCCCUCGUAUAUUAGACAUUUCCUAGCAUUUCGUAUUUAUGUGUUGUCAGUUUGUGAUUUUAAAACCAGAAUUUGGUUUAAAAAAUAUGGUUGUAAUAUAUGUGAGAAAUAGUUUGGUGUUAACCUUAUGAAAAUAAAGGAUUGUAAGCAAGGUUUCCUGUGCACCUUAAACCAGAAAUUCAGUAUCAUAUACUACUUUCUGUUUUCAAACAGAGAAAUCAUAAUAUAGUCUGUAUUAUCUGUAAGAUCUAUAUCGUAAACCACAAUCUUGACAACUAUUUACUUUUGAGUAGUUUGUAUUUUAAUAUGUGACUUUUGUUUUGAAAAGUAAUAAAGCCAUAGACUUGUACAAAACAAAUGUCAAGUUUAGAGAUAUUAAGUAUGUAAUGUAAGAAUCAUAUAUGUAUGUAAAAAUACUUUUAUCAGUCUGGAACUUGGGAAAAAUCCAAGGAAUCUGAAACAUAGAUUUUAAUGAGCUGAUAAACACAGAUUACGUUAAUAAGGUAGUCAGGAUAUUUUAUCCUUAGCAUUGCUUCUGCACCCUGUGUGGGAUUCAAACUCUUGAAUAUGUUCUUUUCAAAACCUUAAGAACGUUUUUUCUUUACUAACAUGUAUUUACUUUCAGCAGAUAUUUGUAUUAUUGCUUGAUUAUGUAACAUUCACAGUAGAUGUAGAGAAGGCCUUAUUUUUCAUUAAUAAAUGUGGAAUUGGAAUGGA